CUCCAAAAGAUCCUGAUGACGGGUCAAGCAGAGGAUCCCAGCAGCACUAAAUACUCGAUAUUUCCAGGUGUGACGAGUGACCAAACUCUCCUCGACCUCAUCUCUCCUCGAUUUCAGGUUUUUGGAAGUUCGAGUUCGCUAGCGUGCCCGAACACCCCUUUGUCUUUCACUGGAGGAAUGGCUGAACAGAUUAAAGCAUCUAAGCAGGUUCCUUCCUUUGAGUAUGAGCUUUUUGAAGGAGAUCCUGACCACCUUAGGACUGUUGUGGCUACACCUACUCAGACCAAACACUGGAUUAAUCCUGCCUCGUUGAAACUUAAGCAUAGGAUAGGGCGAGGCCCUUUUGGUGAUGUUUGGCUGGCUACUCAUCAUCAGUCAGCUGAUGAAUUUGACGAGUACCAUGAAGUUACGGUUAAGAUGUUGCAUCCAUUGAAGGAGGAGCAUAUGCAAAAGUUUGUUGAUAAGUUUGAGGAGUUAUUCUUGAAGUGCCGAGAGCUCCAAGGUGUUUGCUGGUUGCAUGGUGUCUCUAUUGUAAAUGGAAAGAUCUGCAUUGCAAUGAAAUUUUACGAAGGAUCUGUGGGUGAUCAAAUGGCUCGGUCAAAAGGAGGCAAGCUUUCCUUGCCUGAUGUUUUAAGGUAUGGGAUCCAAUUAGCAAGAGGUCUUCUUGGGUUGCACUCAAUGGGGUUGUUGGUGCUCAACCUGAAGCCUUCCAACUUUCUUCUAAACGAACAGAAUCAACUAUUUCUGGGGGAUUUUGGGAUCCCAUAUCUACUUCUUGGGAUUCCAUUGUCUGACUCUGAUAUGGUUCUUAGGCUUGGAACCCCUAAUUACAUGUCUCCAGAACAGUGGGAACCUGAGGUAAGAGGUCCUUUGUCCUUGGAGACUGACAUUUGGGGAUUUGGGUGUAGCAUGGUGGAGAUGUUGACUGGUGUUCAGCCAUGGUUUGGGAAAUCAAUUGAAGAAAUAUAUCAUUCGGUUGUGAUUAAGAAAGAAAAACCACACAUCCCAAGUGGCUUGCCUCCAGCAAUUGAGAAUGUUAUCAGUGGUUGCUUUGAGUAUGAUCUCAGAAAUAGACCAUUAGUUUCAGAUAUUUUACUCGCAUUUGAAAGCUCACAAACUGCUGUUAACAGUGAUGGAGGAUGGAUUGGCCUUGGAAGCCGACCAAUCAAAGAAAAAUCUGUUGUCUCUGGUUACACCACAUGGUAUCUCUCCAAGGAUCGUCUUCAAGUUGGUGACGUGGUUCGCUCAAGAAGCCCUCCAAAUGUUCGCAAACCUCAAACCAUGGAUAUUCGUGAAGGAACUGUUGUUGGUUUAGAUAAUGAUGCUGAUAAGAAUGGCUUUGUUCUAGUGAAAGUUCCUGGAAUGCACAACCCUCUGAGAGUACAGGAGUCUACACUUGAGAGAGUCACAAAUGGUUUAGCAGUGGGGGACUGGGUGUGCUUGAAAGAGGAAAACAACAGCCACUCCCCUGUGGGAAUACUACAUUUAGUACAGCGUGAUGGAACUGUGGCAGUUGGAUUUAUAGGAUUAGAGACCCUUUGGAUAGGGAAGUCUUCCCAGCUUCAAAUGGCUAAAGCUUAUUAUUUGGGGCAAUUUGUGAGGCUUAAGGCAAAUGUGUUUACUCCUCGGUUUGAAUGGCCACGGAAGAGGGGAGGAGCAUGGGCCACUGGGAGAAUUUCAGAAGUUCUUCCAAAUGGGUGUCUUGUUGUAGAGUUUCCAGGUAGAUUUGUUCUUGGAAAUGAACCCAACAGAUUUUUAGCAGAUCCUGCUGAAGUAGAAUCAGUGUCUUUUGAUACUUGUCCUGGUGUGGUGGAGAAAUAUCAACACGUUGAGGAUUUUCAUUGGGCUGUCAGGCCGCUAGCAAUUGCCUUUGCCCUAUUUACAGCCAUGAAGCUCACUAUGUCUGUUGGAUGCAGUGUAAGUGCAAGAGUGAAGAAAUGCCGGCGAAAUGGUCAUGAUGGCCAUGCUGGCAGUAAAUCAGGUUGGAGACAGAGAAUCUUCAGAGAUGGAGUUACUACUGCUGGUUCCACAAGGUAAUUCUACUAUUAUUAGAUGAGUUUGCUGGAACCUACAGCUAAGGAGAUAAGGUUAAUCAGGAAACAACUUCUCUGACCUUUGAAAGGUGAUAGUUUCAGCUCACUUACUGUCAGUAACUAAUGUUGAUGAAGCAAAGCAUAAAUAAAGCUGUCAAUAACUUGUAGUCAAAGGUGUAAAUAUAUGUACAGAGUAUGUUCAGAAUUGGGUUAACAUUUGUUCCUUUUUAUAUAUGAGCAUUGUCCAUGCCCAUUCUGGUUUGACA
This is a messenger RNA of Theobroma cacao (cacao), 2299 nucleotides long. RefSeq names its product protein KINASE OF THE OUTER CHLOROPLAST MEMBRANE 1-like. Gene Ontology annotation, molecular function: protein kinase activity; ATP binding. The record is from RefSeq and is a predicted model, not a curated record. NCBI's taxonomy places the organism in Eukaryota, Viridiplantae, Streptophyta, Magnoliopsida, Malvales, Malvaceae. Gene Ontology annotation, biological process: protein phosphorylation.